AUGGCUCUCAUCAAUAUCUUCGCUCAUCCCUACGCCACGGUGUGCGACUUGUAUUGUGGUGACUCCGACGCUGAUAAAUGGGUCGACGCACAAAUUGGCCACUACAUUGGAAUUGACGCUUCUACGUCUGGGAUAGAGCAAAUGCGAGAAGCUUGGGAGAGUCAAAGGAAAUCUUACACUGCUGAGUUCUUCGAGGUUGACCCUUCCGCGGAGAAUAUAGAAACACAUUUGGAGGAGAAGAUCAAUGGGGCGGAUGUUGUUUGCUGUUUGCAGCAUUUGCAGUUGUGUUUUGAGACUGAAGAGAAAGCACGGAAACUACUGCAUAAUGUGGCAUCUCUGCUGAAACCCGGGGGUUAUUUUCUUGGUAUUACUCCUGACUCAUCUACCAUAUGGGCCAAGUACCAGAGGAAUGUUGAAGCCUACCACAAUAAAAGCAGCAGCAUGAAGCCAAACAUUGUUCCCAACUGCAUCCGGACAGAAAAUUACAUGAUUACUUUUGAAGUUGAAGAAGAAAAUUUGGCCAGGGAAGCUGGCCUUGAGUAUGUGGAGAUUCAAAACUUGACGGAGUUUUAUGACGACAACAGAGCACAAUUAGCAGGUCUGCUAACACACUACGUUCCAAACCUCUUGGAUUCGAGGGGGAGACUUCUUCCACGUUCAUACGAUGCGCUAGGUCUCUAUACUACAUUUAUAUUUCAAAAGCCCGACCCAGAAAUUGCACCCCCAGUUGCGACUCCAUUAUUGCAAGAUGCGAGUUAUAAUCACGAUGAGCAGGCACCCGGUUGUGGAGAAGAUGAAAUAAUAAAUGGUCAUGUAGAACCCGCCAUUGGGCUAGGCAAGAUAAGCGAACAGAAAGGGAUAUUGGGCCCAGGCCCAGCAGAUUUACGUUUUCCAGAAGCACUUUGA
Messenger RNA from Sphenostylis stenocarpa, 906 nucleotides. The record is from the annotation of a GenBank genome assembly. NCBI's taxonomy places the organism in Eukaryota, Viridiplantae, Streptophyta, Magnoliopsida, Fabales, Fabaceae.